AUGGACCGCUCGGCACGUGCAGCUCAAUUAGCCGCAUUGGUUACAGGCCGCCGCUAUCGGCUGCUUACGAUAACUGCCACAGGAAUAGCAGUAGCUAGUGCAGCGCAACGUCUUCAAGAGCUUCCACCCUCGGAAUCGUUCGCAUCGUCAAUGCAGCUCUUUGUCGCGGAAUUAAUGAGCUCACGCAUCAGUGCAAUGAUUGUGCUACACUGCUUCGUUAUGGCCAUGUAUCAUCUUUUUCUUCUCUUAGCACAUGUGGCAGUAGGCAAACUGCGGCCACUAGAACUACAGCAGACGAAGGAGACACUCAUUCCUUUCGUAUUGUUGCGCUGUCAGCUUCUUGUAAGUACUUUGGAACCGAGUGCAGAGGGACGAAGGAUGGAGAUUGGACUGCUUGUAGUUUGGCUCACUUCACUGGCUGUACUCCGUGCAUUGCUGGCAUUGACCCAAGCGAGAUUUCAGCAUUUGGUGACUCGACCUUUGACACAAUUACGGGACUUGCACAGCCUUGGUGUAAUAUUAAGUGGCAUCGUUAUUCUGAAUAUUGGAUUGGCAGCGACGUGGUCGCGCCUUGGUCUCUUUUCCGAUAGAAUUGUGCACGUGCCGUGGUUUGAGGCGUCGCUUAUGAUGCUAAAGACGGUAGAGCUUGGUGUGCAGGUUGGAUAUCAGAGCUUGGACGUACGUGCAGCCUAUUUGUCGGAGGAAGAUGAGGCACAUUCUCCGGAGAAUAGCGAGUUCCAUUUACUGCUCUUACAGACUAUGCUCUGUGGAUGUUACUUGGUACAGCUUGUGCUGUAUUAUCUUUAUGUCAUAAGUGUAGACCAAUUCCGCGUGAGUCUUUUCGAUCUGAUUUUGAUUCUUAAUGUAAAGAAUGCGACUAUGCGUUUAUUAGACAAGGUGAAGCGAGUCAAGUUGUACCACCAGGUUGUCUUGGAUCUAGAUCAUUUGUUUCCAGAUGCAACGUCGGAUGAGCUUAAGAGUGUAGCUGACGACGUGUGCGCUAUUUGCUUGAAGUCUAUGUCUACAUCCGCCAAGAAGCUGCACUGUGGCCAUCUUUUCCACCAAUUGUGUCUCCGUCAGUGUCUCCAAAGGGCGUCAGUGAGUGAUGUUUUGACCGGCAUGGAUCCGCUUACUCGCAUGGCUAAUGGCCUGAGUUUGGAGAGACCUGAAGUGGCUGUUGCCAUUGGAACUUCAAGUUCUACUUCCUUACGUUGUCCGAUCUGUCGGAAGCAAGUGUGUGGUGGAAAAGGGAAUGAACCGGAUUCUCUCUCGCGCGAUGAGACUCACUCUAACCGGCGUGACACAGGAACGAGAGAAUUACAAGGGAAUUUAAGCAAUCAAGACGCUGUACAACCCCAUCCAGUUGUAGGCCCAGGUGCCGUAGCUCCAGUUGAAGUGCUCCGCUUUAGCACGGCUUUUCUAUCUCGAUGGGUGCCAUUUCCAAACUUCUCAUUUGAGAUCGUUAGACAUCGCAAUAGUGAGCGCAAUUUUGAGGUGACGCAGGAUAUGCUUCAGCGAAUAUGGGAAGUCUUUCCACAGUACACUCGAGAUGAGAUUUGUGCGGAUCUUAUGCGAACUCGGUCAGUUGAGCGCACAAUGGAGCGCAUUUUGAAUGGACAUCUGGAUGAACAGCGACUUGCAAUGGGGUUAAACAAUAAUGAUGAUCCUGACAUGGAUGCGAGUGGUUUGUUAGGCGAUGCAAUGAUUGACUUGGGCGAAGAUUUUCGAUGGAGUCUUUCGACAUUGGCGUCAGCUAUGUGGGGUACCAAUCAGCCAUCUCAAACACUUGCUUCUGUGGCAUCAGAUUUACCAGCAAAUGCUCGUCCGCGUGGCGAGUUCACUCCAGAAGUCAACAUCAAUGCUUCGGCUGAAGGUGGAAACCAGCCUAUUGCUCACAAUAAUUCAGUGUCUUUCACUACGCGUGACUAG
Molecule: messenger RNA, 1929 nt
Organism: Plasmopara halstedii
Lineage: Eukaryota; Oomycota; Peronosporomycetes; Peronosporales; Peronosporaceae
Product: zinc finger partial
Exons: 3
Coding region: 1-1929 (642 amino acids)
Biological process (GO): protein ubiquitination; ubiquitin-dependent protein catabolic process
Cellular component (GO): cytosol; ubiquitin ligase complex
Molecular function (GO): metal ion binding; ubiquitin binding; ubiquitin protein ligase activity
Source: RefSeq, a predicted model, not a curated record